Messenger RNA from Triticum urartu, 771 nucleotides. Its product is annotated as zinc finger protein ZAT7. The record is from RefSeq and is a predicted model, not a curated record. Lineage: Eukaryota; Viridiplantae; Streptophyta; Magnoliopsida; Poales; Poaceae.
UCUUCCUAUUGAGUUCUCACAAGAACUACAACAACACGAGAGAGCAUCAAUCUAAAUCAACAGAUCAAGACAAGCAGCGAAUCCAUGGGAGCGGGGAUGAAGCGCGCCAGGGAGGAGCCAGUUGUGUCGCUGGCGCUGUCCCUCAGCACAGAGUCAUCAACGACAUCCACCGCGACGUCGGACAACUCGACCGGUGCACCGGCGACAAGGAAGAGGGUGCGGCGGGGGAGGGUGGUGGUGGCGUCGGGGCAGAGGGAGUUCGUGUGCAAGACAUGUGGCCGGGUGUUCGAGACGUUCCAGGCGCUGGGCGGGCACCGGACAAGCCACCUCUGUGGCCGCCACGGGCUGGAGCUCGGCGUCGCCGUCGCCAGGGCCAUCAGGGAGCAGCAAAGGCGCGAGGACAAGCAGCAACACGAUUGCCACAUCCGCGGGCUGGGCUUCGAGACAGGCCAGGCUCUCGGCGGCCACAUGCGGUGGCACCGCGAGGAGAUGGCGCUCGACCGGUGGGUCACGCUGUCGGAUCAAGAGGCGGGGCACCAGACCGCCGCCGACCGGCUGCCGGUCUUGUUCGAGCUAUUCGUCUAGUCUGCUAGUUGGCAGAUAGGCUCAUUAUCGUUCAACGUUGUAUAGAGUAUGUUUUCCCUGGUUAGCGUUCCCGUUUGCUUUGGAUCGGUACCUUUUUUAAUCGAUGGACGGGAGAUUUACAUGCAAUUUUUUUACAUGCACUUGUAAUCUUGUAUACAUAAUGAAUACACAUUCAUUUGUUCUAAA